GGGAUAGUGACCGUAUAUUUCCCAUCGUUCUUGUUGAUCUUGAUUUUGAUUUAUUACAUCUUUUUUGUUGUUUUUUUGUAUUGACGUUGCUAAAAAGAUGACUAACUAAAGGUAUUGCCUAUAAAAGUGACUUAUUUAACAGACAUAAUAGUAACUCUAUUCACAUUGAAUUGUUAACAAGUAUUUUAUUCUUGUAUAAAAAUGCCGACUCACUGGAACAUUAUCGCUUUGCUUUGUUUGGCGACUGUUGUUUAUUCACAAAGGGCUACAUCAUCAUUAUGCGUUUAUACCAUGGACAAUGUUUUAGAGAAGAUUAUCAAGAUUGGGAUAAAGGUCGAGGAAAUAGAGAAAAGACUAAAUGUAAUAGAGGCUCAACAGAGUGGAACUCUUCAAGUCCUCAAAACUCCAAAGGUUGCUUUUAGAAUCCAACUGAGCUCUAAUCUCGGGACUGUAUCAUCUGGCUCCACAAUAAAGUUUGAUCAGGUUGACCUUAACCUUGGCAAUGCAUAUAGUGACGGUGUAUUUACCGCGCCGUAUAAUGGCACGUAUAUAUUUUCGAUGGUACUUGGAAACCCUACGGGAAAACAUGGUGCUUUCUUCAUGAAGAAAAAUGGCGUUGGAAUCCAGUAUGCUAUAGCUGGGCACACGGUUGGAUGGAAUAUCGGUGGUGUCACCACAGUUGCUGAACUUGUUAUCGGUGACCGAGUGUGGGUUGAAGGUGAAGGAAAUGUGUCUGGCGCUUAUCCGACAGCCAGAUACCACACUGGGUUCUCUGGCAUUCUUGUUAACGCAUACUGAACGGAAGCAGUGACAGCUACAGAAGAAAUCUGGCUUUUAUUUUUGGUAGAUACAAGUAAUAGUAACACUCUUCCCUCCCCCAGGCAUGCAGCAUUUAGCAUCCAUACUCCCCCGAAUGCAGUCUUUACUCUUUCACCAAAGCAAGAUACCCAGAAAAAUGUGCAUUUAAUCAAAUUAUAGUUAUAAAGCUACACUUUUUCGAAUUUCAUCUAAAAUGCCACAGAAUCCCAUGUUGGGAGCUUCCUAAAAUAUGUAUGGGCCAUUCCAUGAGAAAACCUGUAUUAGUGACAUAAUAUGACUAUUGUAUAAUUAGUAUUAGUGGAAAAUACUGAAAAUUCGCUGUUUUUCUUAUGUUGCUCCAGAAACUAGAAACUAAUAUAUUGUAAAUGUGUCAUCUAAGACAAAUCAAAUUCUACCAUAUUUUUCAUGUAGAUGUUGUUCUGUUGUCAUGGCAACGGAAAUUCCAAAAGCACCCAUGCGUCAUGAAAAUAUAGAGGUGUAUAGAUAAAAGGCUCGUGAUGAAACUGAAAAUAUACGGUUAAGUUAUUUUUCAGUAAAAUUGCUUUAAACUGUUCCUAAAUAUUCAAAUGUAUGAUGUUAAGUAAGUGUAACGCAUAAUUUGUUCCAUUUAUGACUUGAAAAAUACAGGGCAUGCACAACGACGUUACACUGCUUUCAUGACGUUCUUAACGUCACGUCUCAAUAUACCCGCGGUGACUAACUUAAAAACAUUGUAGCUCUUAAAAUAGUGAAGAUAAUCACUUCAAAUUUUCGGAUUUGAAAGAUAAAAGAAUGUUCUUUUUGAAUAUGUUAUUACCUCAGUUUUGAAUUUUUUGUCACUAAUACGGGUUUUCUCACGGAACGCCCCGUAUAUAAAACACUCUAAUAUUUGUAAAUUUAUUUGCAAACAAUAAAAGUUUCGAUAUAUUGAACAUACCGUUUCUUACAGUCACUGCUUUUCUAUAUAGUAAUCCUUUUUUGCUUUAUAUAUUAGUUUUAUGUAAGCCAUUAUUUUGAUUAGAAUUACCUUUCUCCAGUUAAAAAUUUUGCUUACUUGACGAUGUUGCAUGUUUUAAAACAUAGUAUGACUUUAAAUAAAACAAAUAAAUGUUGGAGUAUCUGA
Molecule: messenger RNA, 1921 nt
Organism: Mercenaria mercenaria
Lineage: Eukaryota; Metazoa; Mollusca; Bivalvia; Venerida; Veneridae
Exons: 2
Coding region: 202-798 (198 amino acids)
Molecular function (GO): protein binding
Source: RefSeq, a predicted model, not a curated record